UUUUUUUCUUUUUCCCCUCGCAGGCCUAAAGUUUGAAUAACGGAAAAGAGGAGCGCAUGCGCACUGGUUGCAGCCCCGUCAGAGGCGCCAUUGCUUCACACGAACUGUAGUUCAAGUGUUGUUGUGCCGUCAGAGAAAAGCAGCUACACGGGGGUGGUUUGAAACUACAACUCCCAGCUACGGCUGCUGCCUUUUUCACCCUCCAUUCGUCAAGCAGGGGGAGUAGUCACAGCUGGAAGGAUAAUAAGAUGCGCAUGAAUUUACAAUCUGGACUUAAAGAUAGGAUUAAUUGAAUGGACCGCGCGGUUUGUUUGCUAGGCAGAACUUCACCUAGCGUUUGCAAUGACUUUGCGCCGCGCUCGGGUGCGACUUCUUGAAAACCCAUGAAGUUGUGGAGCUCCGCUGACUACAGUUGAUGGAGUUGAAAAGUUUCAUCUUCGCUCUCCCCGCAAUGGAAAGAAAAGCGCCCUUCGCUGGGAGUGAAGGCCUCCUGUGGUCAACGUGGAUUACUGACUUUACUGAAGACAAGGAGCCAAGCUCCAGGAUAUGACGUUUUUCACAGUAACUUCACUGCAGAGGACUGUGUUUUUCAUCUCCACCUGCCCAUCUAGUAAAUGAUGCAUGAGCUCAGGUGGGUGGGUUGGAUGCUAUCAUCUUAACUGCCUUAAAAAUCUAAAUUAAAACACACACACAGGGCUUAUUGAGUAACCGAUGAGGACCAUAUAUUCCCCCCACAACGAGGCUUUUCACGGAGAUCCUGCGUUCUGUGUUUUUGCCACCUUUCACUAAAUUCUUCCACUAUUCAAGUGCUUCACGUCCCAACUGGAAGAAACCCAAUGUCUGCCUCCUCACCCCCUGCCUUACCUCGACCCUUCCUCCACUGCCUCCAACCGCAUCACCCGCCGGGACAAAUCUACCAACGCUUGUCCAACGGCAGCCACAACACACCCAGCCCCACCAACUCCCGCAGCUCCUUCCAUGGGGUGUCCUUCCUGCUGCAGAUCGGCCUGACCCGGGAGACGGUGAACUUGGAAGCCAGUGACCUCUCGCUAGCAUCUGUUAAGGACUUGGUGUGCUCCAUAGUUGAUCAGAAGUUUCCAGAGUGUGGCUUUUUUGGCAUGUACGACAAGAUUCUGCUGUUCCGCCACAAUCUUAAUGAUGAGAACAUCCUGCAGAGGCUGACAUCCGUAGAAGACAUCCAUGAAGGGGACCUGAUUGAGGUGGUGCUGUCUGCCCAAGCCACCGUUGAAGAUUUCCAGAUUCGACCCCAUGCCCUCUACGUCCACUCCUACAAAGCUCCUACCUUCUGUGACUACUGUGGAGAGAUGCUGUGGGGUCUGGUUCGGCAGGGGCUUAAAUGUGAAGGCUGUGGGCUGAACUACCAUAAACGCUGUGCCUUCAAGAUUCCCAAUAACUGUACUGGUGUGAGGAAGAGGCGAUUGUCCAACGUGUCCCUACCCGGUCCUUCACUCUCUGUCCCACGACCGUUACCUACUGAAAAUGCAGUAGUCGUACCAGAUGAGCAGCAGCGGUCCCAUCAAGAGGCAGGGAAGCGCAUCCUGUCCUGGAGUGGACGGCCAAUAUGGAUGGACAAGAUGGAGAAGACGAGGGUGAAAGUGCCUCACACCUUCGCCAUUCACACCUACACUCGGCCUACCAUCUGUCAGUACUGCAAGCGUCUACUUAAGGGUCUAUUCCGCCAGGGAAUGCAGUGUAAAGAUUGCAGAUUCAACUGUCAUAAACGAUGUGCUACAAAGGUACCAAGAGACUGUUUGGGGGAGGUGGACUUCAAUGGAGAACCAGCCAGCCCUGGGCCAGACUCAGACACAACCAUGGAUACUAUGGAGGUGGACAGUAGUGACAUGGAGAUUGGCAGAGGGCUGGAUGACCCAGAAGAACCAUCCACCCCAGAUGGGAUGUUCAGAAUAGAUUCUCCAUUCAGCGACAGAGACAAGGAUGAAGAGCCCAUUAAGACUAUUAGUCCUUCUACCAGCAGUAACAUCCCCCUAAUGCGGGUGGUUCAGUCCAUCAAACAUACCAAGAGAAGGAGCUCCACGGUGGUGAAGGAGGGCUGGAUGGUUCAUUAUACAAGCAAAGACAACUUGCGGAAGAGACAUUACUGGAGGCUGGACAGCAAGAGCCUGACUCUCUUCCAGAACGACAGCGGAGCCAAGUUCUAUAAAGAGAUCCCUCUGUCUGAGAUCCUUCAGUUAGAACCGUUCAGAGACUACAGUUACCUGGCUCCGGGCAGCAACCCUCACUGCUUUGAGAUCAUCACAGCCACCAUGGUGUACUACGUUGGGGAGAACAAUGGCAGCCACUACUACAGCCCCGCUUUGGCUGCCUCUGGAGUUGGCAUGGAGGUGGCCCAAGGCUGGGAGAAGGCCAUCAGACAGGCUUUAAUGCCCGUCACCCCACAGCCAAGUCUGGCCACUGCUGCUGGUCAGGGUAAAGAUCACAAGGAGCUGUCCAUCAGCAUAUCUGUGUCCAACUGCCAGAUCCAGGAGAACGUGGACAUUGCAUCAGUCUAUCAAAUAUUCUCUGAUGAAGUGCUUGGAUCAGGCCAAUUUGGGAUUGUAUAUGGAGGUAAACACAGAAAAAGUGGUAGAGAUGUGGCCAUCAAGGUUAUAGACAAGAUGAGAUUUCCUACCAAGCAGGAAAGCCAGCUAAGAAAUGAGGUCGCCAUUUUACAGAAUCUGCAUCAUCCUGGUAUCGUGAACCUGGAGUGUAUGUUUGAGACACCGGAGCGGGUGUUUGUCGUCAUGGAGAAGCUGCACGGCGACAUGCUGGAGAUGAUCCUGUCCAGCGAGAAAAGCAAACUACCUGAACGAAUCACCAAAUUCCUUGUCACACAGAUCCUAGUGGCCUUGAGACAUCUGCACUUCAAAAACAUUGUUCACUGUGACUUGAAGCCGGAAAACGUCUUGCUAGCAUCUGCAGAGCCUUUUCCUCAGGUAAAGCUGUGUGAUUUCGGCUUCGCCCGGAUUAUCGGCGAGAAGUCGUUCCGCCGAUCGGUGGUGGGAACGCCGGCUUACCUGGCUCCAGAGGUUCUUCGCAGUAAAGGCUACAACCGUUCUUUAGACAUGUGGUCAGUGGGGGUCAUCGUGUACGUCAGCCUGAGCGGGACCUUUCCUUUUAACGAGGAUGAAGACAUCAACGACCAGAUCCAAAACGCUGCCUUCAUGUACCCCCCGACACCCUGGAAGGACAUCUCUGCAGAGGCCACAGAUCUGAUCAACAAUCUUCUCCAGGUCAAGAUGAGGAAGAGGUACAGUGUGGAUAAGUGCCUCAGCCAUCCCUGGUUACAGGACUAUCAGACCUGGCUGGAUCUACGGGAGUUUGAGACGCGCCGAGGCGAGCGCUACAUCACCCACGAGAGCGACGACGCACGCUGGGAGGAGUAUGCACAAGAGCACAGCCUUGUUUACCCCAAACAUUUUAUCAUGGCUCCCAACCUGGAUGACAUGGAGGAGGACCCCUAGUGGUGUGGAGAUUCCCUACAUGUUGAAGUCAGGGACUUUUCGCAACAAGCUUUGGGAGCGGCGGGUUUUCCCUCCACAGCUGCUUGUUGUGGCAACAGAGAGAGAACCGAUCGGUUGGAAGAAAAAGCUCUCCGGAGGGUUUGAAUGUGGAAAAAAAAGCAACUUUUUUUUAAGUAGCUGGAGGUGCCGCUACAGUGAGCUGCUGAAGAAAUGCAUCACAGAAAAACGCUUUGUGGGACUAUCAGGGGAGAGGAGACUCCUAUCUUCCCUUUUUUUGUAAAAUACAAAAACAUUUCUUGGGUUUUCAUCCAACUUUGUUCAUUUUUUGAGAACAAAAAGAAGCCAAAAGAUGAGCCCCAAAAACUAAUAAUGAAGAAACUAUUUUUUGAUGUCAAGAAAAAGAGACCCGUGAAAGAUCGAAGCUUACCCCCCAGGAGUAAAGGGCACUUUUCACAAGGGAUUUGCAGUUUGAGAAUAAAACACCUGAUUGUUCUCAUUUUCUAACUGUGAGACUGUCCUUUGGCAUGAACUGGAACAAUCACACGCAUAUGUAUUCUAUUUUUUAGUAAUCUAUUUAGUGUCUGGUAGGUUUUGCACUAUAUAAAUAAGCAUAGCAAAUGAAUAGAAGCACUAUUCAAUGCUAAAGAGAGAGGAAAUUGUGAAAGUUUGUCGCUCACAGUGUUGGCUGCAGAUAUUUUCAACCUUCAGCUAUAAAAAGACAGUAAUUGAUUUUUUUGUUUGAAGAAAAAAUGUGCAACUUUGUGAACACAUCUUCGACAUGUGGAACAAGUUCUGGAAAGAAUUGAAAAUGUCUAAAUUUGCAGUUUGGAAUGCUGCCAUCUCCUAAUAUGUGCAUUUUGGGAGUAUUUUUGUGUUAUUUUCCUGUCUUUGUUGCCACUGGAUUGGCAGGUGUCAGUGUUUUGUAUAUUUCAGCACAUACCAAUGGAGCAACAACUGAACAGUAAAUGAAAUGUUUGAAAAAAUUGAAUUUUGUUCUGUUUCUGCUUUGAAAAACUCAAAAAAAUGGAGGUCAAAUUGUCUUUCAGAAGCAGGCGUCACAAAGAGUAGAAAGACGCUUGAGGUUUUUACACCUAACUUCCCUGCUGACUUGUUUUUUGUUCCAUAUUCCACAGCUGGAUGUGUUUGCUGCGCCACAACAAACAGAUUGUAGAGGCAGUUUUUGCCACAGGGGAGUAGUUUUACAGUUAAACCGAGACCCGGUGGAGAGGAAGGGAGAACACUUUUUGAGAGUUCUUUCUUCUAUCCUCAAUUCACCUUGUAUGAAUAUAAAAUCCCAGACUGUUCUUCUGAAUGACCCCAUUAUUUUAAGUUACUGUUCUUACAAGCUAAAAAGCAGAAUAAGCAGCUGUCAUCAACAUUCUUUGAAGUUUGGCUCCACUGAUUCUAAUCAACAUAUGCUAUGAUUAUUUAUGAGAGUUUAUUCUCUUCUGUUUAUUUUAUUUUUUUUAUUUUCUGAAGGAGUCUACAGCAGGAGUGGUCCGUGAAACUAUUUAAUCUGGCCCACCAAACUGGAAUAAAUUAUAUUGAUGAUCCAAAUUGUUUUAUUUUUUUCCUGUAAUCUUGUGUGUGCCCAUAGAUGAUGCUCUACAAAUACAUGGAGCUUUGUGUAGGUGCAAAAAGUGUAUCUGUAUUCAUGUGGUUUUGGAAUAUUUGUUGUUUUUCUGACAUUCAUGUGUGUUUUCUGAGUCAUUUUCCCAACCAUUCCAACACCACAAGAACCCGGCAUUUCUCUAAGUUUAUGUUUUCCCUUGAGGGGCAUCAACCCGGUAGUGGAAUUUGCACAAAACCGAGAACAAAAGUCACAGUUUUGAAAUAAAAACUCUAAAAUGCUCUGUUUUAAGACAUAAAUAUAUAUUUGGUUUUCAAUCAAAAUAAAAAUUCCGUCUAGA
Messenger RNA from Oryzias melastigma (Indian medaka), 5392 nucleotides. It is a transcript of the gene prkd3, whose product is annotated as protein kinase D3. Gene Ontology annotation, biological process: protein phosphorylation. Bases 837 to 3482 code for a protein of 881 amino acids. The transcript is spliced from 19 exons. Gene Ontology annotation, molecular function: ATP binding; protein serine/threonine kinase activity. NCBI's taxonomy places the organism in Eukaryota, Metazoa, Chordata, Actinopteri, Beloniformes, Adrianichthyidae. The record is from RefSeq and is a predicted model, not a curated record.